Molecule: messenger RNA, 2904 nt
Organism: Stomoxys calcitrans (stable fly)
Lineage: Eukaryota; Metazoa; Arthropoda; Insecta; Diptera; Muscidae
Product: long-chain-fatty-acid--CoA ligase 4-like
Exons: 10
Coding region: 2-2125 (707 amino acids)
Biological process (GO): long-chain fatty-acyl-CoA metabolic process; long-chain fatty acid metabolic process; neuron differentiation
Cellular component (GO): lipid droplet; endoplasmic reticulum; plasma membrane
Molecular function (GO): palmitoyl-CoA ligase activity
Source: RefSeq, a predicted model, not a curated record
GAUGGAGAGCUUCUGGAUACAGAGCGCCAUUGGUGCAAUUAAGGCAAUUGCAUUUGUCUGUGACAUAAUAACUUUACCGGUUUAUUUGGUGCUACAAAGACCAUGGAAAAGGAGGCACGAGGCCAAGCGUGUUAAGGCUAAAAUUGUGUCCAAUGACGAAUCAACUUUAACUUAUCGGACUAUAGAACCGCCCCGAGAUGUCCACAUUAAAAUGUUGCAGGACAACAUAGACACACUUGAAAAAGUUUUUAAUUACGUCGCAAAAACACAUUCGUCUAAGCGUUGCCUGGGCACACGCCAAAUCUUAAGUGAAGAAGAUGAGGUACAGCCUAAUGGACGUGUCUUUAAAAAGUAUAAUAUGGGAGAUUAUAAAUGGAAAAAUUUUAUCGAAUCAGAACGUAUGGCUGCAGCAUUUGGACGCGGUCUUCGCGAAUGCGGUCAGGAACCUCGCAAGAAUAUUGUUAUAUUUGCGGAAACUCGCGCUGAGUGGAUGAUAGCGGCUCAUGGCUGUUUUAAACAGUCUAUGUCCAUAGUUACCGUUUACGCAACGUUGGGAGACGAGGGUGUUGCUCAUUGCAUAAGUGAAACGGAGGUGACAACUGUUAUAACAUCUCAUGAUCUGCUACCAAAAUUCAAGCAGCUAUUGGAAAAAUGUCCUCUCGUUAAUACGAUUAUCUUUAUGGAGGAUCAAUUGCACAAAACCGAUAUAUCAGGCUUUAAAGAUGGAGUCAAGAUUAUUCCAUUUUCACAAGUUACACGACUAGGCCAAGACAGCAAGUUUGAGGGUGUUCCCCCGAAGGGCAAUGAUAUUGCAAUCAUAAUGUAUACUUCCGGAUCUACUGGGACACCUAAGGGAGUUUUGUUAUCUCACAAAAACUGCAUUGCAACCAUGAAAGGGUUUUGCGAUGUGGUGCCAAUAUAUCCUGAUGACGUCUUGAUAGGUUUUCUUCCUUUGGCUCAUGUUUUUGAAUUAGUGGCAGAGAGUGUUUGUUUAAUGACAGGCGUUCCCAUAGGCUACUCGACGCCCUUGACGUUAAUAGACACCAGCAGCAAAAUUAUGAGGGGUUCAAAGGGAGAUGCAACAGUUUUGAAACCUACAUGUAUGACAACAGUACCACUCAUUUUGGAUAGAAUUUCAAAAGGCAUUAACGAUAAAGUUAAUUCGGGCUCCGCUUUUAAAAAAGCUCUAUUUCAAUUUCUUUACCAGUACAAAGUUAAAUGGAUUAAAAAAGGUUAUCAGACCCCAUUGAUUGAUAGAUUGGUUUUCAAGAAGGUCGCUAAAUUGAUGGGAGGUCGUGUUCGUAUUAUGAUGUCGGGAGGUGCACCACUUUCGCCAGACACACACGAACAAAUAAAAACUUGUUUAUGCGUUGACUUAAUUCAGGGCUACGGUUUAACGGAGACCACUUCAGGAGCAACAGUCAUGGAUUAUCGGGAUAUGCAAUAUGGACGUGUUGGGGCACCAUUGACAGUUUGCGAAAUACGCUUAGUCAAUUGGGAGGAAGGAGGCUACAGAGUGACAAAUAAACCUUAUCCGCAAGGUGAAGUUCUUGUUGGUGGCGAAUGCGUUUCAAUGGGAUAUUAUAAGCUACCAAAUAAAACCGCUGAUGAUUUCUUUGACGAGGAUGGUAAGCGCUGGUUCAAAACUGGAGAUGUUGGAGAAAUGCAUCCUGACGGCGUACUUAAAAUAAUAGAUCGUAAGAAGGACUUGGUGAAAUUACAAGCAGGCGAGUAUGUUUCAUUGGGCAAAGUAGAAUCGGAAUUGAAAACAUGUCCAUUGGUGGAAAAUAUAUGUGUGUACGGCGACCCAACCAAGCAAUUUACUGUAGCCCUAGUUGUACCAAAUCAAAAGCAUUUGGAAGAAUUGUCUAUUCGCCACGGGUUGGAAGGGAAGUCAUUUGAAGAACUCUGCUCCAAUCCUGUGAUUGAAAAAGCGGUGAUUAAGGAAAUAGCGGAGCAUGCUAGAAAAUGCAAACUACAAAAGUAUGAAGUACCCGCCGCUAUAACAUUGUGUAAAGAAGUUUGGUCGCCCGACAUGGGGCUUGUUACUGCUGCAUUCAAGCUCAAACGCAAAGACAUUCAAGACAAAUAUCAGCAUGAUAUUAAUCGAAUGUACGCCUCAUGAAAUUGGCUUAACAAUUAGAUCUAGAUUACACACAAAACAAAAAAAAAGAGUCUGCAAAAAAUAAUAAAUCAUUUACUUUUUAGAGUCCUGAUAUCAUGCUCUUUAUUUCACCAAUAACUUAGUAAAGCAUUAUUGGGAACACAAAUUAUUUAUUAAUCAGAAAAAAAAUUCAUAUGUUAAAUAUUGUAGCUAAUCUCCUAUUAAGAGCAAAUUUAAUGAUUUAAAAAGCAACUUUAAAUAACAGGCUGGAAAUAUGUUAAAACUUGAAUAUAAGCAUUGAUUAUGGACUGGAUAGUAACAAAUUUAUACUCAGACUAAAAAGAACUAUUCGUACGUCGUGGGAUAGAGAAUCUAAUUUGCAAUUGCCGUAGGUCAGAGGCAUACAUAUAAUAAAAAUAGAUUUUUUUUAUUGUUUUGUAAUACUUAUUUGUGAGCCGACAUAUUGUAUAUAAUUUAAAUUAUUCAGCAAAGCUAUUUUAUUCAAGAAUGUCUCAAAAAUCUUACAGAUCCUGUAAUCAUAGUACUACCUACGGCGUACUGAAAUAAUGAGUAUACUGUUUUUUUGGCAAUAAAAGCACAAUAAUGGUAUUAUAAUUUCAAUAUUGCCGUCGUAAAAUUUGCUUUGAUUAGAAAGACCUCCAUAGAACAAUGCUUGUAUUAACAUUUUAUUGAUUCCAGGAUUAAAAUAGGUGAAGAAUGUUUUAUUUAGUAUUAUGUUUUUUGUUAAAUGAUUUAUUGUUUGAUAAGAAACUAAACAAAUAAAAUAAUAUUUACAUAAA